Messenger RNA from Apaloderma vittatum (bar-tailed trogon), 1241 nucleotides. Its product is annotated as myocardial zonula adherens protein-like. Gene Ontology annotation, biological process: maintenance of ER location; intracellular signal transduction. The record is from RefSeq and is a predicted model, not a curated record. The transcript has 11 exons. NCBI's taxonomy places the organism in Eukaryota, Metazoa, Chordata, Aves, Trogoniformes, Trogonidae. The annotation marks the transcript as partial. Gene Ontology annotation, cellular component: nuclear envelope; intracellular anatomical structure; RNA polymerase II, holoenzyme.
AUGAAUGUCUGUAGGUUACGCUUAACAGUACCUCCUGAUGAUAUCUCACAGCCUGAACAGGGAGCAAAGGAACCUGAAAGAAAGAAAAAUGAGCUCUACCAUGUACCAAAUGGCAUGUCGCCAGGGAAGCUGUCUCAUGGGAUGGUCUAUGGUGUUGUGCACCGAACUGACAACAACCAUAAGAGAGAAAUGGUGGUUUAUGGCUGGUCAGCUGAUCAGCUGAAAGAGGAGAUGAAUUACAUUAAAGAAGUGAGAGCAACCCUGGAAAAAGUAAGAAAGAAAAUGUAUGGUGAAUAUGAUGAAAUGAAGCGAAAAAUACAGCAGCUUACAAAUGAACUGAAAGUGACAAAUGCUCAUCAGGAAUCCUUAGAGAAUCAUGUGCGAGUGCAGGCUGCAGCCUUAGAUAGCUUUAGUGAAAUGAACAGCUCCUUGACAUCAGCAUCAAUAGACUUGCAGAAAACUCUAGUGGAUGUUACAUUGGAGAACACUGAUAUAAGGGAACAAAUAAGGAAUUUAAAACAUACACAUGAGCAAUCUAUGGAAAAGCUGAGAGAGAAGCAAAAGCAACUGGAAACGGCACAAAUUGAAAAUCAGUUACUGAAAUUGAAGGUGGAAUCGUCACAGGAAGCCAAUGCUGAAGUCAUGAGAGAGAUGACAAGAAAACUGUAUAGUCAGUAUGAGGAAAAAAUGCGAGAAGAGGAGCAGAAACAUAAAGCUGAGAAAGAAAUUCUUCUAGAGGAAACAAAUCGUCUUCUGAAAGCUAUUGAAGAGGCAAAUAAGAAGAUGCAGAUUACAGAAACAAGCAUACAGGAAAAAGACCAGAGAAUUGGUGAGCUGGACCGGCUAAUUGAACGCAUGGAAGAGGAACGUCACCAGCUGCAAAAACAACUUGAACUAAAUGAAAUACAAAUAUCUGGAGCAAAAUCUGAAAACAACUCUGACAGUGAAAGGUCACAGCAUCUGGAAGAGGUAGCAGCUAGCCUAAGAGAGAGAAUCAAACAUCUGGAUGAUAUGGUCCACUGCCAACAGAAGAAAGUCAAGCACAUGGUUGAGGAGAUUGAAAUGCUAAGGAAGAAAGUAAAAGAAAAGGAAUUAUUUAUAAUACAGCUUUUAGAAAAAAUCUCUUUCUUAGAAUGUGAGAAUAAAGAAUUACAAGAUAAAUUGGACUACUUAAUGGAAAACCAACCAAAGACCAAUAUAGAAACCAGAGAUACCGGUGUAGAAUGUGAUCUUCCAUACAG